AUGAAGCUGACUUCCAUCACCGCUACCGUUCUGCUCGGCGCUCCCGCUGCCCUCGCAGCUCCCCAGUCGAACGACAUUGGCUAUAGUACUGAGGACGUCACCGUCACCGACGUCAAGAUCAACAUCAGCGCUGACAACAUGGUGACCGACGUCUCCCUCAAGCUGUCCAGCUCCGACGCCAAGAACCUGACCUGCUCCACCAAAAGCCCCCAGCUCAGCAUUCAGUCCGACGCUUCCACCCGCUGCGGCAACAGCCGCUACCUGUUCAAUCUGGUCGACACCGGUCUCUCCAGCUUUGACAUCGCCGUCAUGCAUGAGUACGAUGUUCAGGGCUCCGGCGAGUACUCUCCUGGCCAGUGGGGACAGGGCCAUCUCAACCUCAAUUGCAAGAGCAACAGUAGCGGUCAUAUCUGCGCCUCCUCCGGUCCAUCUUCUCUGUUCCUUACUGGACAGUAA
Molecule: messenger RNA, 456 nt
Organism: Aspergillus caelatus
Lineage: Eukaryota; Fungi; Ascomycota; Eurotiomycetes; Eurotiales; Aspergillaceae
Exons: 2
Coding region: 1-456 (151 amino acids)
Source: RefSeq, a predicted model, not a curated record